Cygnus atratus (black swan) is the source of this 3023-nucleotide messenger RNA. RefSeq names its product endosomal transmembrane epsin interactor 2 (gene ENTREP2). The transcript has 12 exons. Lineage: Eukaryota; Metazoa; Chordata; Aves; Anseriformes; Anatidae. Bases 272 to 2497 code for a protein of 741 amino acids. Gene Ontology annotation, cellular component: membrane. The record is from RefSeq and is a predicted model, not a curated record.
GGCGGGCGGAGUGGGACGGAGCGCAGGGUCGGGCUCCCCCUCCCCGGCGUGUGUGGGCGCCGGGCCCGCAGGCGAGCCGCCCCCACCCGGGCAGCGGGGAGAGGAGAAGGUGGCAGCCGCCCCUCUCCGGCCGGGCCGGGCUGGGCCGUGCCCGCGGGGGUCGCCCCGGUGCCCGGGGCAGCUCCUCCUCCAUGACAUGAGUCGCGGCUGCCCGGCGUGGGGCGGCGGGAGGCGGCGCCGGCCGGCCUCGCCGUGAGGGGUCCCCUGGAGGAUGCCGCUGGGCGGCGGCGGAGGCGGCGGGGGGCCGGCGGCGGGCCCCCCCGGCGGGUCGCGCUCGCUGAGCCCCGCCGCGCUGUCCCGCAGCCUGUCCCGCCUGCGGCAGCACCGCGCCCGCUCGCGGGCCAUGCUGGCCUUGGGGGUCACGCAGAUGGCGCUCGGCUGCCUCAUCGUGGCCGUCAGCUUCGCUGCCCUGGCGCUCACCACCUCGGCCCGCGUCCGCCACUCCUGCCCCUUCUGGGCCGGCUUCUCGGUGCUGUUGUCAGGACUGAUUGGUGUUGUUUCAUGGAAGAGGCCCCUUUCACUUGUGAUAACCUUUUUCAUGCUGCUGUCUGCAGUGUGUGUAAUGCUGAACUUGGCUGGUUCCAUUCUCUCGUGUCAGAAUGCUCAGCUGGUAAAGUCCCUGGAAGGAUGUCAGUUGAUUAAAUUUGACAGUGAUGGCGUCUGUGUUUGCUGUGAAAUGCAACAUCAAACAUCAGGUUGUAGUAACCUUGGAGAAACACUGAAACUGAACCCUCUACAGGAAUGUAAUGUUGUGAGGUUGACCCUAAAGGAUCUGUUGUUCAGUGUAUGCGCUCUCAAUAUCAUCUCCACCAUUGUCUGUGCUUUGGCAACAGCGAUGUGUUGCAUGCAGAUGGUUUCUUCUGAUCUUCUGCAAAUGUUUCUGCCGCAGCGGCCACAUUCCGCCAAUCCGGACUGCAUGACUCCGCACGGGACUAUCCUGCAUCAGACCUUGGAUUUCGAUGAGUUCAUACCACCAAUACCACCUCCACCCUACUACCCACCAGAGUACACCUGCACACCUGUGGUAGAGGCACAGAGUAGAGGACUCCAUUUGGACUUUCAUCAUUCCUCGUUCAGUGCUUUAUAUGAAGUCACCAUUAACAGCCCAGGAAUAUUGUAUCCAACUGAGCUGCCCCCUCCUUAUGAGGCAGUGAUUGGAGAGACACCUGCCAGUCAGGUCACUGGUACUGAUCAGCAAGUAUCUGAAUCAAGCGUGGGUGAGAGGAACAUGACCCCGGGCUUCAGCACACAAGUUUCUGGUGAGAGCACCUCAUUGAUGGUCUCUGAGGCUGCUGAUGUCCCAGACCACAGCUGCUCCUCCGAAGAUCUUUGUUCGCUGGAAGUUCAGGGGUCUCUCCGUUCGGCAGAUUUUUCUCCCUGCUGUACAAGCCGCAAAGGGGCUACAGGCCAGAGCUGCAGCAGUCUGGAUUACAGCAUCCACUGCAGGUUCCACAGAACUUGCUCAGAGGGUUUUCCUGAUGAGGAUGACAGUUUGCACAGCAGAGCAUCUAUGGACCAGUCACAAGGACAGGAAAAUGAGAACUGUGCCCACGGCAGACCCUCAGACUGUUCCUCAGAGAAUUUCAGCCCCUCAGAAAGAGAAUUGCAGAGUUCUGCUCAAGAAAGCAAUGUCACGGCACAUUUGAAAGAAAAGAUCUGCUGUAUGGUCUCUAGCCAGCAUGCUGUCCCUUCCCAGACUGCUCCCUGUUUUGGACCUCCAAAUACUGCAUCGUAUGCGAGCAGCCCUGAGAGUACUGUCCAGCAGCACCAUGUGACAAAAUACCGAAAUUCAAAUAUAGUCCGAUCAUCGAGUGAUCCUGUAUCGUGUUCGUCUUAUCCAGAAGGUGAUCAUUGUGCCUGGACUCCUCCUGCAUGUAGACAGCAUCAAGAUGCAGGAUUAUCUCCAGCAACAUUAGAAACAGUUCCUGUUUCUGAUUCUCAUAUGGCUGCCUCUGCUUGUCAGCAUUCUUUGAGCAGUUUCCUACCAACUGGAAAACAGAGGGAUACAAGGAAAAUUGAUUUCCACUUAAAGCCAAAGGCUUUGCGAACAGCCUCAAAAGAGCGACCACGCUCUUUAGUGGACCUUAAGGCAUAUAAAGACACAAAAAUUUUAGUUGCCAAAUUUUUGGAACAUUCAAACUGUAAUCUCCCUCCAGAAGUACGUCACGUAGUGAACAGUAUACGAUCAGUAAUAAAAUCUGAUGAAAGACACAUGGAAGAAGCCAUCUUCAGUGCCAAUAUUAUAGACCAGGUUAUUACAAGUUCCCAGCAGAGUGCGAAUACCUCCAGAAAGCGGCUCCAAGAAGAUCUUCAUCUUCAGAGUUGUGGUGCUCUGAGCUCUCCAGUUGCCUUCUUACACAGGUCCCAUAUCACUCGCAGGUUAGAGCGGGACAGGCCUCACAGUUUAAUUGGAGUUUCCCGGGAAACCAUCCUUUGAUAAUAUUCACAGGUAUGUGAUUCCAGCAGAGAGAAUUAAGGAAGAAACCAGGACUUGGGAGAAAUACAAGUAGUGGAUGGCUUAAAAUGGAAAAAGUGUCUUCCUUUGGAAUUCUACUUUUUUCCAACAGCAGGAAGAGAACACCUGAUUUUCUGAAUGUAAAUUUCAGCCCUGCAUUUUGAAAAAUUUUAACUGAUUUAUUAGUAAACUCGUAACAAAUGUUUUCUCAACCAGAAAUGCGUAUAUUCCACUGUACUUAGAGAAAUGCUGUUGAUGAUGUCUAGCAUUUCUUGAAAACCAUUGCAAAACCACCAUAGACUGGCUGUACAACUUAAAAGUUGUAUUUAUUUAAUGUACCUCAAAGUGUUUUAACUAUGAUCAGUGUUUUAAUAAAAAGUAUUUCUGGACUUUGGUUUUUCAACAACUGAUUUGGAUAGAAAUGUAAAGGUGAUUCAUAUGCACAUACAGUGCUGCUUCUAAUUCGUUUUUCCAGCGUCUUUCAUGCCAGGCUAACUGAUCUGUUGUA